Armigeres subalbatus is the source of this 2746-nucleotide messenger RNA. RefSeq names its product zinc finger protein 853-like. The transcript has 3 exons. The record is from RefSeq and is a predicted model, not a curated record. Gene Ontology annotation, molecular function: zinc ion binding; chromatin insulator sequence binding. Gene Ontology annotation, biological process: regulation of transcription by RNA polymerase II. Lineage: Eukaryota; Metazoa; Arthropoda; Insecta; Diptera; Culicidae. Gene Ontology annotation, cellular component: nucleus; chromosome. The coding region runs from base 436 to 2484 and encodes 682 amino acids.
GAGCAGCUCGCGCGCGCCCAAGCCUUGUCUGUGUUUGUCAUCACGUUGCGUCUCGGUUUUGCUCGUUCGUCCGCGGGAGAGUGAGUGCGAUGCACCAUAUAUUCGCUAUGUCGCCGUCCAUCCACCAGCCCGUGAGAGAGUGUACGAGAUAGGUAUCUGUCUUCGUGGAAGUCGUGGAUUUUGGCCACAGUGAGUCGCAGUCACACAAACGGGAGAAGAAAAAAUACUAAGCGUAGUGACGAAAAGUGUACUUCUGGUCGGAAAUUGGCCAUUUUUCGGGUAAACCAAGUGAUUCCAGUGCCUGUGGGGAAUUCGGGAAGCGCGAUUCGUUGGUCAAGUGUGCAGUGGAAUGGUGUUUGCUGUCGAUUUGAUCCGAAAGGGAACGUAAGGAGGGAGCAGCAAAAGUCGAGCUCUGGUGGAGGAGGAGUAGUAAAAAUGGAACAAGAAGCAGCAGCACUGGUAGACGUUGAGAGUCGCUGCCGUUUGUGCUUCUCGGUCGAGGACCUAACUUGUUCCCUCUUCCUGCCUGAAGGUGAACCCAGUCGGGAGGUGAUCGAUAUGAUAUUAGAGUGCACUUCGAUACGGAUAACCUUGGCGGAAGACUACCCAUCGAAAGUGUGCGAAGCAUGUUUAGAGACGUUAGACAAGUUCCACCACUAUCGACAGCGAUGCUUGCAGAACGACAAAAUAUUGAAAUCUCAUCGCGAUGGCAAGGCCAAACCAGCUCAGGAACAGCGCCCUCCGGUGCAAGUCAAGCAGGAACCAGUACAUUUAGACGAGGUCACCGCGGCUGCUGUCGUUCCGGAACCCCCAGAAGCGGAUCCACAUGCUCAAGCGGUUAAACAAGAAGAUCCCGGUGGUUCAUCCAUCCUUCGUAGCAUUUUGCUUCAAAGCAGAGAAUCAGGUCGGGCACCAUCAACGGCUUCGGCUGAGCACGAGUUAGAACAAGACAAUCCUUUAGCAAUUGUCGCACAACCAAGUGAAGAUGAAGAUCGCAAAGAUCUCUCCCCCAAGGAAGAAAAACCGCAACUUCCUCCGGCUCAAGCUUCCCUCCUGCAGCAAAUGCUACUCCAACAACAAGGUUUCUCGUCACGAGAAACACAGCCUUCUCCUCAUCCGGGUCCAAGCCACUUGGAAGCAUCCCCUUCUCUUCUAAAACGAAUGCUCCUGGAAGGCGGUAGCUCCAACCAGGACCGUCAAUCUCCUUUGGAAGGGCCCAGCACUCUCAAUCAUAGACCCCCAACACGGACGGAAAAUCCACAAGAACCCACAAUGAACCAACACCACCAUCAUGAUGAAAACCACAACGAAGAACAUUCCGAGACGCCACUGGCUUCACAGUUACGAGCAAUUCUACUGCAGCAUCGGGCGGCAGCGGCAGCCGUCGCUGCAGCCGGCUCCACAUCGUCGUCGUCGACGACAACAACAAUGACCACAUCGUGCAGUAACUCGGCAGUCCAGCAUGAACAACAACAGCAGUCUCAGCAGCAGCAGCAGCAACAGCAACAACAACACCAUCAGUUGCAACAAGCGCAACUGGAGAAACCGGAAGUUUCCUAUCUGAGGAGUCUAUUCAUGAGGAACGAUUCCGACGGCAACGAGGACAGCGAAGGUGAAGUUACCGUCGACCCGAACGAGCAAGCCAACCGGGAGAUUUUGUUCAACAUGUUCCAGGAGCUGCAGGCUAAGAACGAGCAAAACUCCGACGACACAGACGACUCCGAGGAUCGUGCCUUCGAUUACAGGAUUCCGAGCGUACGACGUCGCAGCUCGGAAUCGACCGAAUCUCGCAAGCGCCGCCGGAUGGACUUCACCUGUCUGCUAUGCGGUAGACCUUUCCUAAACCGAUCCAAGCUUGUGCUUCACAUGCGAACCCACAUCGACCCACCGGAAUCUACGGCACCGUCGUCAGCGGGUUCAACCCUACCAUCGGCGUCGGUUACGGCGCAUAACACUAACUCGGCUGCCGCAGCUGCAGCGGCCGCUGCUCUGGCUGCUGCCAGUGCAGGUCCAGUUGCGGCAGCUGCUGCUGCUGCGGUUGCUGCCGCAGCCGCUGCUGCAGCAGCAGCGGUGCCCCAUGGUGAAAAUGCCACCGGCGCCACCGCCGAAGAUGACGAAGAAAGUCGCCAAAUCGAACUAUUGGAGCGACGAUCGUAUGCAUGCUACAUUUGCGGAGCCGAUCAGAACAAUCUGCAACAGCUCAAAGAACACCUGCUGCUUGCCCACCAGGAUAGGAUUCGGUCCAGGGGCCGUGCCAAGGAGCGACCGAAGCCACUCAUCAACUGUAACUUCUGUAGUCGCCAAUUCCGGAGCCAGUUCGCCUACGGAGAACACCUGCGGACACAUACCGGCGAACGGCCCUUUCCGUGCGAUCAGUGUGAUAAGCGGUUCCCACGGCGCUUCCAAUUGCUAGGCCAUCUCUACAACGUCCACAAACAAUCCUGGGUGGCGGAUGAAUCGAAGGCAAAAUUUGUCAAAAAGUAGCGACAAUGAUCCGCGAUUCCCGGUAUAGAAACAGAGAGAAAUAGACGAAUCGCGUCGCGCAACGCGUAGACACUCUAAUAGAAUGAUGAUGACACAGGAAAAAAAUAGUUCUUUCGGCGACAUCGACGAAGGGCGGUAGUUUGUUGAUAAUAUUCUUCCGUUUUAAUUUUUUUUAUUAUUUUUGAUACAUUUAUAACAAAUAAAAAAUUAUACCUUUUAUUAUCUGUUGAAAAGUAUAGCAUACAAUUUUAUACGAAACAUA